This is a messenger RNA of Loa loa (African eye worm), 716 nucleotides long. RefSeq lists its product as hypothetical. Gene Ontology annotation, biological process: response to heat; IRE1-mediated unfolded protein response; protein refolding. Gene Ontology annotation, molecular function: protein folding chaperone. The record is from RefSeq and is a predicted model, not a curated record. The coding region runs from base 1 to 525 and encodes 174 amino acids. Lineage: Eukaryota; Metazoa; Nematoda; Chromadorea; Rhabditida; Onchocercidae. The transcript has 4 exons.
AUGACCUAUCCAAUAUGUAAUACUGUUAAUAAAUUGCAUAAGGUAUUGGAGAUAAAAUCCAAAGGAAAUGGCUCGACGCUCAUUGAUUUCAUCAUUUUCACCACGUUUCAACCGAUUUUUGAUGAAUUCCGUGAUUUCGACAUAGAACGACCACUCUUUCAACGACCCUAUUGGAUAGAUUAUCAAUUGGAGGAUUCUCAUAAAUUAGGUGCAGGUGUUGGAGAGAUAACUGAUAAUGAUGAACACUUCUCGGUAACCAUCGAUGUAUCGCAAUUUGCACCCGAAGAUUUGAAAGUUACCAUAACUGAUGGAGUGGUUAUCAUUGAAGGUAAACAUCCAAUGAUCAAAGAUCAGUAUGGAGAAAUUGAACGUCAAUUUACUCGUCGUCUAACGCUACCAAAAGAUACAAAACCUGAGUUAGUAACCAGCGAAUUAACAAAAGAUGGUAAAUUGACGGUACAAACACCGAAGAAAGAGAAAAGCCAGGGCCAAACAAGGACAAUACCAAUUUUCCGAAAAGAUUGAUAAGGAAUUAUGGCAAUGAAAAAGUUGAAACGAAUACAAGCACACCUUAAUAGUAUCAAAGAAUAAAUAAAGUUUCAAAUUUAAUGCUUUUUUUUCUCAAAAUUUUUAUAUGAUAGCCGAGAUCAAAAAAUUUUGGUAAUAAAGAUAAAAGUUGUCACACACAUGGAAAAUGUCCGAUAUUUAAUGAUUCA